Molecule: messenger RNA, 600 nt
Organism: Leishmania mexicana MHOM/GT/2001/U1103
Lineage: Eukaryota; Euglenozoa; Kinetoplastea; Trypanosomatida; Trypanosomatidae
Exons: 1
Coding region: 1-600 (199 amino acids)
Source: RefSeq, a predicted model, not a curated record
AUGACAGACAUCGACAUCAAGACGUACAGCGACGACGCCUCGCUCGGGAAGGUGGCGCCGGCGAUCGAGUCGGCACACCCCAUCAAGGGCGAAAAAAUCGCUAUCACGGAGGAGAAGGUCUACGUGUUGUACUUCUUCAACACCUUCUACCGCGGCGCUGAUGUUUGCAACGACGAGUUCACGGCGCUGUCGGAGGAUAUGGUGGACAAGGCCGUUUUUGUCGCCAUCAGCACGGACGCCGACAUCGCCAAGACCGAGAAGUACCUGGGGAAGGAGAUCAUUGAUGAGAACACGAAGAAGCGCCUGCGUCUGGAUCCGUUCCACAUCUGCUACGACGAGGGCAAGGCGAUCAGCAAGAGCUACGCGGAGGUGUCGAAUCUGUCCGUGAUGUCGUGCCCCAUGGCCUUCGUUGUCAAGAAUGGCAAGAUCGCGUGGCGCCAGCAGUUCCUGCAGACCCACACCGUCAAUCAUUCUAACUUCCGCGCGCAGCUAUCCCACGUGCUGGCUGGUGAGGAGCUCGAAUCUAACGGACCUCGCCCGAAGGUGGAGAUUGAAGAGGAGGAGGCAGAGGGCAUGGAUGGCGAUAUGUCUCUGUUCUAA